ACAAAACACCGCCAACAUCCCAGAAUGCAACACAUUCCAGAGGGGUAAAUUGCGCAUGCGCCCUGUCUUCUUCCUCUUUGGACCUACGUCUCCUCAGCUACAAUGGCCAAGCGCACCAAGAAGGUGGGGAUCGUGGGUAAAUAUGGCACGCGUUACGGCGCGUCGCUCAGGAAGAUGGUGAAGAAGAUUGAGAUCAGCCAGCACGCCAAGUAUACCUGCUCCUUCUGCGGAAAGACAAAGAUGAAGAGGAGGGCCGUUGGUAUCUGGCAUUGUGGUUCCUGCAUGAAGACUGUUGCUGGGGGCGCCUGGACAUACAACACAACGUCUGCAGUCACAGUGAAGUCUGCCAUCAGGAGGCUGAAGGAGCUGAAGGACCAGUAGAUUCUUAUUGGACCAGACUGUCUCUUGUUUUGUACAGUUUUUCUCCAAACUGGACGCUACAUCGGGUCAAACAAUCCACCGUAAUAAAAGUUCAGAGCGGAA
Messenger RNA from Esox lucius (northern pike), 483 nucleotides. It is a transcript of the gene rpl37a, whose product is annotated as ribosomal protein L37a. NCBI's taxonomy places the organism in Eukaryota, Metazoa, Chordata, Actinopteri, Esociformes, Esocidae. Gene Ontology annotation, molecular function: structural constituent of ribosome. The transcript is spliced from 4 exons. The record is from RefSeq and is a predicted model, not a curated record. Gene Ontology annotation, cellular component: ribosome. Gene Ontology annotation, biological process: translation. The coding region runs from base 103 to 381 and encodes 92 amino acids.